GGUAGGUCGGCUCAACUGAGGCAACAUGGUCAACGCUGGUGUUGUUGCCACGCUUCUUCUAGGAGGACUGCUUGUAAUAGCUGAUGAGGACGCAAGAGCGCAACGUUCCGCUCCAAUAUGUGGCAACUGUAAGUCUGUCUCCAACCCACGUGACUGUCGCCUCUUCAAACAAUGCCACCAUCAUCAGGUGUGCGAGACAGAGAGGGUUGGGCGUCAGUACAAUCUCCAGUGUGUGGAGAAAGAGAAAUGCAGGGCAAUCCUGAAUGAGAAGAGUAACAGGAAGAGGUUUUUAUUCACUCUGUACUCCAACAUGGAUUGCUGUUCGGACGCCUUCUGCAAUAUUCACCUGUUUAAUGACGACUUUACAACAACCGAAGAGAUAACAACUUCUCCGACGAAGGCCACACCAGCCUCUACGACAACAACAGGAGUUCCCUGUUUUGACAAAGUUGGAAUGAACUGUUCUGAUCCUCUGAACGAUGUCCACAUCUGUAAAAGCGUCAACGUGGGGCAGAGAUAUUGUCCGAAAACUUGCAAAAUAUGUUGACAGAGUUCAUAUUGGUAAAAAACUAUUCC
Messenger RNA from Haliotis rubra (blacklip abalone), 576 nucleotides. RefSeq lists its product as uncharacterized. The transcript has 7 exons. The record is from RefSeq and is a predicted model, not a curated record. Bases 26 to 547 code for a protein of 173 amino acids. NCBI's taxonomy places the organism in Eukaryota, Metazoa, Mollusca, Gastropoda, Lepetellida, Haliotidae.